AUGGCAGCUUCUUCGGAACUUCAGAGCCUAGACUUAUUGAUAUCUAAGAACUUGUCUGAUGUUGAAUUACAAGAAUACAAUCGAAUUCACUAUGGGCGCACCCACCAUCACGAAUUGAAUAUAAAGCAAAGUAGCCAAGAAUCUGCGAAGGAAAAUGGUUUUGAAAUUGCUUCCUAUGACUUUCCGACCAAGAAAGAAGAAACUAGGAGUCCACGUAUAGUAAGAGUUGGUGUUAUUCAACAUACUAUUGCGACAUCUACUGAUAAACCAUUAGUGGAACAGAGACAAGCUAUUUUUGAUAAAAUUCGCAAAAUUAUAGAAGCAGCUGGAGAGGAGGGUGUAAAUGUACUUUGUUUACAAGAAGCAUGGAACAUGCCAUUUGCUUUUUGCACAAGGGAGAAGCAGCCUUGGUGUGAAUUUGCUGAAUCUGCUAUAAAUGGGCCAAGCACUCAGUUCCUAAAAGAUUUAGCUAUCAAAUAUGGGAUGGUCAUUGUAUCACCAAUCCUAGAACGAGAUGAAGUGCAUGGAGAUACUAUCUGGAACACUGCUGUGGUUAUCAACGAAGUAGGAAAGGUAAUUGGAAAGCAUCGCAAGAACCAUAUACCCCGUGUUGGAGAUUUUAAUGAAUCUACUUACUAUUUUGAGGGGAAUACUGGUCAUCCAGUGUUUGAUACAAAAUAUGGCAAAAUAGCUGUUAACAUUUGUUAUGGCCGUCACCAUCCACUGAACUGGCUCAUGUUUGGAGUAAAUGGAGCUGAAAUUGUGUUUAACCCUUCAGCUACUGUGGCAGGAUUGAGUGAACACCUGUGGGCUGUUGAAGCCAGGAAUGCUGCUAUAGCUAACAGCUAUUUUACAUUUGCUAUCAAUAGAGUAGGAACUGAAUCAUUCCCUAAUGAAUUUACAUCUGGAGAUGGUAAACCAGCCCAUAAAGAAUUUGGACAUUUCUAUGGAUCAAGCUACUGCACUGCUCCUGAUGGUGCCAGAACUCCAGCUUUGUCCAGAGUGAAGGAUGGCUUGCUGAUAAGCCAAAUAGAUCUCAAUCUAUGCAGACAGAUCAAGGAUAAAUGGGGCUUCACAAUGACCCAGCGUCUUGAUUUGUAUGCUGAUAGCCUCAAUAAAGCUGUCAAGCAUGAUUUUGUACCUCAAGUUGUUUCCAACAACUAA
Spodoptera littoralis (African cotton leafworm) is the source of this 1164-nucleotide messenger RNA. The record is from the annotation of a GenBank genome assembly. Lineage: Eukaryota; Metazoa; Arthropoda; Insecta; Lepidoptera; Noctuidae.